CAGCUGAGGAUGGUUAGGGCCGGUGGCCGGUGAAACUCAUCAGGCCGGUCUCCUGAACCGAGGAAGGGUGUGGUGGUCAUGGCGGAGAAGCACCAUCUCAAUCGUUUCCCUUUGUGGAUAAUAGCAUGCAGCUGGAAGAGGAAGUUAUUUUGAGGUUUGCGGCUGAAGAGUGAAUCGGGUACUAAAACCUCGAAUCUUCCAACUCCCAUUCCUCCAUUUUCCGUACCUUCCCCCCACCAUUUGAGUGACAGUCAAGUGCUGGACCGAAAGUACCCGCAAAACAAGCAUCGCCAUCCGUUCAUUCCAGUUCCCACCCGAUUGCGGGUCCGAAGCGGGAGGCGCCGCCCACCAUGCCCCCAGCAGAACAACCACCUUUGAAUUUCGGGGCGCCUGGACCUUCCUCACGCGAAAACCCCAACACAACAACAUGGUUCGAAAAUUAUUCGGAUAAUGGGGCUCCGCCCGCAUACACCGCCCAGGACAGAAACAACGCCGACCCCAGCUUGACCGCCGCAUUUGACAACCUCCAGUUGCCCACUAACCCCGUCAACCCCGAGGUCGACACAUGCCUCGCCCACCUGAAGUUGUUAUUCGCCUUCCAGUGGAUGAAGGAGGAUGUUGGGUUUACCGAUGGGCUCUGGGGUCUGUGGGACGAUCUCGCCGGCCCCAUCGACCCCGUUCUGAAGCGACGGCCUGAGAAGAAGCCCGAGAAAGGGGCGGGAAAUGAUGGUGAGGCUGCGGCCCCCGAGCCAAGCGUCGAGGAAAAGAUGCGAAACAAAAACCUGGAAAUCCUCAGUGAGAUUCGUGAGAAGCGAUGGGCCCUCUUUGUCGCCAGAGCCGUGGACCGGUACGAGGCCUGGUGGCAAGCCAUGGCGGCAAUGACGGGUGCAAGCCCGCUGAAGGAACGCGACAUGACCCCAGACUCUUUUGCGUACACGUUGUUCCCUUUUAACAUCGACGGUACCGUGCGCUGGGACGAAAAUAUGCUGCCGCCGCUUGACGUCCUCAUGGUUUGGCACACUCAUAUGCUGAACCCUCGCGCAUUCCUCGAAGACUGCAUUCGGGCUGGCAUGGGGAGCUUCUGGGGCACCGGUCUACCGUGGCACGUCGUCGACAAGGCCAUCGACACCCACUUUAAUUACAACGUCUCAGCCGAGUGCAAGCGUCGCUGGAGUGAUGACACCGGUCGUGCUUGGGACAACGCCCAGGACCCGAUGGACAAGACCAUCCCCUGCCCCCGGUGUAGCACGGCAGUAAAGAUCCCAUGGACGAGAUUCGUCGAGGGCUACCAGGACGGCCCGUCUGACCGCUCUGGCAGCGGCUACGGUGACGGAAAACUUCGAUACAGGUGCCGAGUCUGCGACAUUGUGAUUCGCAAAGAGCUCCUCGCCGUCCACAAGUUUAUCCGAGACUACCACGAUCUCACCGCCGCACCCAAAUCCGAACGGCGUCCCAUGCCGGGAACGCUGCUCGACCCCAAGACGGGGAUUCCCACCACAGAGUCAACCACGGGCGCCAAAUCAAAAUCAGACCUGCCAGCCCUCACGUUUCCCAACCGGAUAUUAAAUACCUGGAGUAUUUUUGGGAGUUUUCAAUGCCCAAGACUUAACACGUACUACGACCACGCCGGCCCCACGAUGCACGAUGUUCGCAAGGCCCUCGAGGAAGUGCUAGCGAUCGGGAAACACAUCAAAAAGGUCGACGGGGUAGAGUCGUCCGGCCGGUACGUGCUGCCCAGUGUAUCGCGGAUUGCCGUCCGCAAGAUGAUGUCGCGGUACUGGGAGAAUUUUAGUCCGUUCGCCCUGGACCUGGGUGGUGCUGUCAUGCGCCAGGGCGUCUUUGGCGAAAAGAUGUGCAAGCUGGACUGGUUGCACAGCCCCUCGGCCCAGAACACCAUGGCCCGGCUGCUGACCAAAUACGACCGGUUUCUUCAAAUCAUGGCCAAAAACCCGAAAAACAUUACGGUGCCCACGCUGGACGUUGAUCUUGCCUGGCACACCCACCAGCUGAGCCCAAGCUGCUACUACAACCACACUGUGGAUCUUGCAGGGCGGUUCAUCGACCACGACGACAAGAUCGCCGACCACACGCUGAGCAAGCAGUUCGAGUGGACCAGCAAGGUGUACCAGGCCUGGUUCGGUGAGGUGUACAGCGAGUGCACUUGUUGGUACUGCGAGUCCAUACGCGCCUCUCACAGCAGCAGCCUGGGAAAGGUCCUCGGCAUGUCCAAGCACGACAAGAUCGCCGAAUCCUUCCACGCCACCGGUGCCGCCGCUCUACACCCACCCUCCACAGGCGCGCACAUCUCCGCCCACCCCGCCGUCCAACCCCACCCCGAACAACCGCAAAGCUCAGUCGCCUACCUCACCCAGCGCCUCGCCGAAGCCCACAACCGCCAGCUCGGCCUGGCCUACGCGCGAGCGCGCGCGCGCGCCGAGAAGAAGGGCCGCCCGCCGCCCCGCCGCGACGACGAGGUCUACUACGACCACUGGGGCUUUCCUUACCUCUACACCGCGCCCUACGCCUACCCGCUGUGGUGGACGCCGGGGCUGUAUUAUGGCUGGUAUCCGGGUUAUGUGGUGGCGUGCGCUGCGGGCGUGGCGGCGGGGGAUGUGGUGGUGCUGAUGCGGGAGGGGCCGGCGUCGGUGGAGGAUGUGCAAGUGGAGGUGGAGGUGGAGAUGGAGGUGGAGGUGGUGACGGUGGCUGUGGUGGUGGUUGUGGUGGUUAGUGCGGCGUCCUUCGCCCUUCGAGCGCAAGCCUUUGGAUACGCUCUCGCUCGCGGGGUGGGUGUUUGGAUAUUAGGAUGUCGGUCGGCAUGGUCUUGCGCAGCACAAACGAACAGCCUCGCCGGAGCAACGGAAGCGCCGGUCGAAUUGGGGGCUGCGAUAUUUCGAAGGCAUCUACACGAUACAGCUCCCUCGAUGCUAACUCCCAUCAGCGACUCAGAACAGCCCUGGCUCGCUCAGUUCCAAUCCAGGCCCAUACUGAAAGAACCAGAGCCCUCGUUUCACCGCACCUUCGCCGACAUCACCCCGGAAAGCUCAGUUUACAUACCAGCCUCUAGCGUCGGUGUUCCCUUAAUCGAAUCUCCGAAUGUCUCCGUCAACUCGAGCUGGGCAUCGAACCUGGACCGGCCGUUCUCCAUUGGUCGAUACGUAAGCAACCACGAGCGCCAUGAAACGAUACUGCUGUCCCUGUCGGCCGCUCCUCGCCGCCCCAUACCACCCAUUCCUGAUGUUUCGAACACUUUGCCUCCCUCCAACAAGCCCGGAACAGAAGAGCGGCUCGGCCCAUUCGAGAUCGAAUCCGCGGAAAAGGGAAUUCCUAAUGACAGCUCAUUGCACCGUUAUUUGACAGACAUUCAACCCCAUGAGCUGCUCUCCGUUGCUCUCGAACAGAAGAGCCAUCAUCCGAGUGAAAGGAAAGCCCAACGUCCACAUCAAGACAGCCAAAAGACGGACGCCUCCAUCUCUCUGUCCGCUACCUUAAGCGGAGGAGAACAGCUCGAGCAGGUCGACGUCAUCCCCUCACCCACCGAGGUGAUGCGCAGGUCGUAUGUUUUCCCACUCCCCUCUCCCGUCCCAGCCCCUCUUCUGACAUUGCCCUCCCCAGCCGCGAAAUCCAACAACAGCGGGCCGCCGGGCAUCCACGGUUGUACAAAAUAA
This is a messenger RNA of Chaetomium fimeti, 3665 nucleotides long. RefSeq lists its product as uncharacterized. The transcript has 8 exons. The coding region runs from base 351 to 3665 and encodes 1104 amino acids. Lineage: Eukaryota; Fungi; Ascomycota; Sordariomycetes; Sordariales; Chaetomiaceae. The record is from RefSeq and is a predicted model, not a curated record.